Messenger RNA from Marchantia polymorpha subsp. ruderalis, 805 nucleotides. The record is from the annotation of a GenBank genome assembly. NCBI's taxonomy places the organism in Eukaryota, Viridiplantae, Streptophyta, Marchantiopsida, Marchantiales, Marchantiaceae.
UUCUGCCUUUGCUUGUUCACCCGUUGGACAAUUCCAAGAUCUUCUUACAACACAAGACUGUAGAUUGCAAACGAUCUUUGACACAGCGAAGCGUAAUUUGCAACAGUGAUCAUCAUGUUCUCCUCUGGUAACUGGUUUGCCAUCGAGCUAACGAGACGUUUAAUCGAAAGUACCGCAGAUUAGUCGAAUCGCGUGCAUGGCGCUACGGCAAAGGCCGAGCAUAAAGCACUUUCACCAAGCAAAUGUGAAGACGAGCACUGAGCUGGAAUGCAGUAAACCCGGCGGCGGCUGCGCGGAACAUGCCAUCUUCUUGAGCGAAGGGCGAAGGCCUGCGUACGGAGACAUCGUCCGGCAAUUCGUCAUGGGCUUGCAUCACAGGUUCAGAAGACAGAAGACGGAAGACUCCGUCGAGGCCGUCUUCCACGGUGCCACUCCCUCCCUCCCUGUCGCUGUCGCUGACGGCUGGCGAGACUGUUCUUUGAGUUAUGGCGGCGGCAUCUUCGGCAUGAAAAGGUUCACGCAAAAUCAAUGCACGCAGAGGGGAUAUGAUCGGAACGGACCAUGCGGCAACUGGAUCAGCAUGGCAUCCCACUCCAGCCACCAGCCAGCGGCCGGUCGAGCAAGUGGUCUCCACGCUGAUCCGCUCGGUGACAUCUCGAGGCCAUUUGACGAACCAUGCGCAGAAGAGGUGAGGGCGGAGGUGCUUCUCUGCGACUCACCGAGAAAGGCAACCAAUGCUGACACCGAGCAAUCAAUCAAUCGGGCAACGCUGCAGUUCCUACGCGAGAUCGGCAAUCAUACGUGA